AUGAACCAAACCACACAUAAUCAGUCUAGAAAAUGGCACAGAAAUGACAUCAAGAAACUUCAAUCACAAACACAAAUCUCUAAAGGGGCAGACCCCAAGUUCCCUAGGAACACGAGCUUUGCCAAGAAACACAAGAAGGGCCUGAAGAAGAUGCAGGCUGACAGUGCCAAGGCCAUGAAUGGUCUUUAUGAGGCUAUCAAGGCCCUCAUAAAGACCAAGGAGGUCAAGACCAAUAGUUCAAAGGGCAGCAGCUACAAGCUCAGUCAACUUGCCUACAUUACCCCAAGAUUGGGAAAUGUGUUUGUGCCGGAUUGCCAAGGGUCUCAGGCAUUGCCAAAGGCCAAGGCCAAGGCUCAAACCAAGCCCCAGGCUGUGGCUGACACUGUAGUCCCAGCUCCAGCUCCAGCUCCAGCUCAGGCUUCCAAAGGUGCCCAGGCCCCCACAAAAGCUCCACAAUGGAGGCCUCUGUCUGCUGGUAUAAGGAUGGAAGAACUCGUGUGA
Molecule: messenger RNA, 501 nt
Organism: Eptesicus fuscus (big brown bat)
Lineage: Eukaryota; Metazoa; Chordata; Mammalia; Chiroptera; Vespertilionidae
Product: 60S ribosomal protein L29-like
Exons: 1
Coding region: 1-501 (166 amino acids)
Biological process (GO): cytoplasmic translation
Cellular component (GO): cytosolic large ribosomal subunit; ribosome
Molecular function (GO): structural constituent of ribosome
Source: RefSeq, a predicted model, not a curated record